ACAGCAGGCAGGCUGCUGGCUGGCCGGCCCUCUCUCAGUCCGCCGGUCCUUCUGUCCCUAGCUCGGGAGGGGACCUCACAGCCAGCGGCCCCCCGCUUCUGCCUCCAGCCCAGCCAUCUUCUCCCUCCCUUCCUCCCUUGUCCCAGCCGGGCCCCAGGGGCUGGGGGGCCAAGGUCCCGGAGCCCCAGGCCCCCGAACUCCACCAUGAGGGGGGAUCUCUGGCUCCUGCUGGCGGUGCUCAGGGAGGCAGCCCGUGGGCUGAGCCCAGAUCAGGCAGCAGGUCAGGGACCAGGCAGAGGUCCAGGAUGGGAUGCAUGGAAUGCAGAGAGGAGGAUGCUGGGCUGGAGGAGGAGGGUUCGAGAGAGCACCGGCCGGGCACCUGAACCAAACAGGAAACGACUGAGCCAAGACCAGGGUGGGGGCACCCUGGCUAUCGAUACAUUCCCUGAUAAUGAAACAAAGAUUGUGGAGGACAACCACAGCUACUACAUUUCUCGAAUGUACGGCCCCAACGAGCCCCGGACUCGAGAGUUGUGGGUAGAUGUGGCAGAAGCCAACAGAAGUCAGGUCACAGUCCAUGGGAUCCUUUCCAAUACCCACCGGCAAGCUUCGAGAGUGGUCCUGUCCUUUGAUUUCCCAUUCUAUGGCCAUCAUCUGCGGCAGAUUACCAUAGCAACCGGAGGCUUCAUCUUCAUGGGGGAUGUCAUCCAUCGGAUGCUCACAGCCACCCAGUAUGUGGCACCUCUAAUGGCCAACUUCAACCCUGGAUACUCCCCAAAUUCCACAGUCACAUACUUUGACAAUGGGACAGUCUUUGUGGUACAGUGGGAUCACGUCUACCUCCAGGGUCAUGAGAAUACAGGGAGCUUCACCUUCCAGGCAGCUUUGCACAUUGACGGCAGGAUCGUCUUUGGCUACAAGGAGAUCCCAAUGUCCGUCCUGGACAUCAAUUCCACCCAGCACCCUGUCAAAGCCGGUCUGUCUGAUGCCUUCAUGAUUCUCAGUCCAGCCCCUGACAUGCCAGAAUCUCGCCGAAGAACAAUUUAUGAGUAUCACCGGAUUGAGUUGGACACCAGCAAGGUCACCAGCACAUCAGCUGUAGAGUUUACCCCACUGCCAACCUGUCUGCAACAUCAGAGCUGUGAAGUCUGCGUCUCCUCAGACUUGACCUUCAACUGCAGCUGGUGUCACGUCCUCCAGAGGUGUUCCAGUGGCUUUGACCGCUAUCGGGAGGAGUGGUUGGCAUACGGCUGUGCCCGAGAGGCAGAGGGCAGGACGUGUGAGGACUUCCAGGAAGAAGAACAUUAUGCCUCAUCCCUUGGGACCUCCUUUACCCCUUUUGAUGAAGAAUUCACCACUUCUGCCUCUUCCUUCUUCACUGACCACCUCACCACAGAAGAUGACACAAAGUUGAAUCCAUAUGGAGGAAGAGAUGAUCUACAGGACAACCUUUCUCCUAAAAAGAAGGGUCCUCCGGUGCAUGCAGGGGUCAUUGUGGGCAUUGUGCUGGCGGUACUACUAGUUGUGGUCAUCAUCCUGGCUGGAAUCUACAUCAACACUCAUCCCACUUCUAAUGCUGCCUUAUUCUUCAUUGAGCGGAGACCUCAUCACUGGCCAGCCAUGAAAUUCCGCAACCGAACCAGUCAUGGGACCUACACAGAAGUUGAGCCUUCAGGACAAGAGAAAGAGGGCUUCAUGGAGGCAGAGCAGUGCUGAAAGUAGCAUUUCCUCCACUCCUUCCCUCUUCUUCCUACCAGAAACAAAGACUCCAAACCCCAAACCAUUGGUCUUGAUUAUGGAGUCUCCCCUUUUUUAAGAUGAGCUCCAUUCUCUUGAGGAUGGGAAGGAAGACCCAAUGAGACCCCAAAGUCAAGGUCAAUAUUGUUCUUCUUUUAUCGACCGCCUCUUAACAUUUCCUGGGGCAUAAAGACAGGGCGAGAAAGGAUUUGCCAGAUCUACCGCAUGCAUGACAGCCAAGCCACAGAGGUUGAAACAGGAAAUGCUGCACUCCACUCGAGCUUGCCGGGGAAUAAUAACAGCUUGCCCUCAUGUUCCCCGGUGUCAAUGACGUAUAGCAGCUCCCCCAUCCAAGUCUUGAAAUAUGUCAGUCUGCAUCCAUUCCUCCAGCCUCUUCCUGCAUAGGAAUGGAGAGGGUUUGAAGACCCUGCAGAACCUCACCUGGCCCGUACAUUUGUUGUAAUAUUACUAAGACUAAAGGGUGCUGAGUCUCUACAAUUCAUAGACGUGAGAGCCGGUCCUCACAGCUAUGGAUCCAGCACAUAAUCAGCUUCUUUGGAUCAGCCUGCCAGAAACGGGCAUGCUGUCCAUCUGCUAAACCCAAGCAUUGCUGCACUUCAGUGCUCUUACCAGACUGGAAAUAAACCACGAUGUCAAACUAGGGUGAAAUGAGGAGGGAGGACAAGACUUCUCUUAGAAUUCCCAUCCUGCCAACCCAAUUACUCCUUUCCAGAAAAUUAGUUUGGAAAAGUUGGAAAGGGAAAAACCUCACACCAUGACCUGGUAUGAAACAUUGUUUUUACAACUCUGAAAAACCCACUCCUAUUGAGAGUGUGGUGUGGUGAAUAGAGAACAUUGAAAAUUAAGUCUAAUGCCACCUCAACUCCUUACUAGCUUUGUGAACCUGAAGGAAAUCAUUUAAACUUUCUGGGCUUCAGUUUCCUCAUUGUAAAAUGAGGACUGGGUUUGAUGAUCUCUGUGGUCCCUACUAGCUCUGGUUUUCUGAUCUUAGCCAAGCCAAUAAGUAUUUAUUAAGUUCACAUUUGGGGCAAGAGUGCGGAGAUAUAAAAAAAAAUUAAAAAUGAAUAACAGGUAAUGAAAAAUGAAAAGCAGAUAAGCUCUGAGGGAGCUUACCUUUUACUUGAGCAGGAUAUAGCAAAUAGGUGUAUACAGUUUUCCCUUCCUCAGCACCCGUAGAGGUUACCAUAUAAUUUGAGUUAAAUUAAGAAAUUAAAUGGGAAUUUUGGGGGAGUUUUGUGGAAGCUGCAGAUGACAUGUUAAGGCCAGCAGAU
Molecule: messenger RNA, 3029 nt
Organism: Vombatus ursinus (common wombat)
Lineage: Eukaryota; Metazoa; Chordata; Mammalia; Diprotodontia; Vombatidae
Gene: PLXDC1
Product: plexin domain containing 1
Exons: 14
Coding region: 205-1716 (503 amino acids)
Source: RefSeq, a predicted model, not a curated record